Oppiella nova is the source of this 2599-nucleotide messenger RNA. The record is from the annotation of a GenBank genome assembly. NCBI's taxonomy places the organism in Eukaryota, Metazoa, Arthropoda, Arachnida, Sarcoptiformes, Oppiidae.
GUAUUGAGAGCUGUAGUGUAUGUGUUGUAUGUAAUCGUUCAUACAGUGCUCACUGUAUGUGUUGUAUAAUUAAAGGCUGCACUGAAUGGUCGCAAAAACAAUACAUUUAUCGAUAUAUGCGAUGAUAUGAGAGACAGUCUCUCAUCACUGUAUAUGUUGUAUAUGUUGUGCUCUUUUCACUCAAAUACUAAUCAUUAUUAUUAUUAAUUGAGUGAAAGCUAUGACUCAAUCGCUGGACUAACCAUCGCCUCCAUCACCACUGGAUCUGUCAAUACAUUGAACCACGCAUUCAUCCCAUUGUCACUCACUGUCCAACACCUGUCUUCACCUGUCUUCACAUGUCUUACCAUUACUUUUGAUCCAAUUCUACACUAAUUAUAGUUUUAAUUGCUAUACAAUUGUCUCAUUUCUAUGCAAUCGUCCAUUUAUGCCAACUAACCAUUGGAUCAGUUGUUUGUGAUAUCAUUAGUUAAUUAAAUUAAGCAAAGAAGACAUAAAGUGAUUAGUUUGUGGUCACCGAACCAACUGAUCCGCCAUUCAAUUGAUUUGAAAGAACCAAAGAUGAGUUGCGAGACAUCGAUAUCGUCUGCGAGGGCGUCAGUCAUGCUAUACGACGACAACUCGAAGAAGUGGUUGCCUUCGGGGUCGUCAUCGGGUCUGUCGAGAGUCCAUAUCUACCAACACAUCCAAAACAACACAUUCCGAGUGGUCGGCAGGAAAUUGCAGGACCACGAAGUGGUGAUCAACUGUGCCAUUCUCAAGGGUCUUAAGUACAAUCAGGCGACGCCUACAUUCCAUCAGUGGAGAGACAACCGACAGGUCUAUGGACUCAACUUCAGCAGCAAAGAAGAGGCCGACGCCUUCGCGCUCACAAUGAUUAAGGUUUUGGAUGUAUUGAACCAAAACAUCACUAAUAAUAUGAUUACAACGAAAAUCUCUGCAAAUCCAACACAACAACCACUCUAUGGACAUAUCGGAGCGCCCGAAGACUAUGGCAUCGGCGGAGGUCCCCCACCUCAACCUCAACAGUGGACUCAGAAUCAAGUGAAUGAUAUAAACGAGUGGAAACAACAACAGAUGAUUCAGGAGAUGAAUCAUAUGAAUCAUGUGGUGAAUCACAACCACAUCCUGAGUCCUCCCAUUCAGCAACAAAUGUCUCAACAAAUGCCACCACAGAUACAGUCAGCAGUUCCGCAGUCAAUACCACAACAGCCGACUUACGGCACACAUAAUACCCAUCACAGGAACCCUUCGGCGACUAACAACCCAGCGAUGGUUCAACAGACGCAACAAAUUCCACAAAUGUCUCCACAACCGCCUCUCCAGACGACAGGUGCACCGCCUCCUCCACCACCCCCUCCGCCACCGCCGGGACCUUUGAGUGGUCCGCCACCAGCGCCUCAAAUGCCAGCUGUUAAUCGUUCGGCUCCUCCACCGCCGAUAAAUGCAAAUAAUAUUAACGGAAGUACUCCACAGUCAGGACCCGUCAAUUUGGCCACAGCUCUGGCUUCAGCCAAACUCAAGCGAACCUCUUCCUCGGCGACCAGAGACGAAGUGAUGGGCUCUUCGGGCGACGCGAGCGCCAGAACUCCCGCUCCGAACAAUUUGAUGGACGAAAUGGCAAAGACUUUGGCGCGAAGACGGGCACAGGCGGAGGGCUCACAGAACUCAGGUAGUGAUCAAUGCGAUGGCAGUACUCCUGCCAACGACCACUCCUCAAGAAAACAUUGGGACGGAAGGCAUACGAAUGGAAGUAAUAGUCCCUCAAAAGAUAAUAAUAGCGACUCAAUGCAUAGAAUAAGGACCGGAUCUCUGGACAGCGAACCCGUCAAACUCAAUGGCAUUGAAGGACUAGAUGUCGAGAAAUUCAAAAAUGAAAUUUUGGGAGAAAUCCGCAAAGAGUUUAAUAAAAUGAAACUCGAAAUAAUAGACGCCAUCAGAAUGGAGUUAAACAGAAGAUAAACUGAUUGAUUGAUUGAAUGGAUUAUAUUUACAUAAACACAUGUGAACUCAAGUAAACCAUUUAAAAGAAGAUUUACUAAAUUAUAAAUUACUUUAACGCCAAUUAUCCAUAAUCUAAUGAAAUACGUAUGAAUUAUUUUGUGUAAACUUUAUUAAUUUUAAAAAUUCAAUGAAAUGGGGUUUCAAUUGAAUAUCAAUGAAAAGUCGGCCCAAAAGCGCUUUCAAUAUUAAUAGACGUAAAAACGGUUGACAUAUUGACACGAUAGCAUCGCUGACAAGAAAAGUGCCAUAAAUUGCAUUUUAUGAGCUAUUUUUCACACUAUUUGAUGACUAACAACAGGAAAUCUGUUUUUCACAGAAAUCUCUAUUAUUUAUUGCGCUUUGAAUGUGAUUUGAAAUUAUUUAAUAAUUAUAGAGAAAUAGAUAUUUAAUUUAAACAAUAGAUUGUAUAAUAUUUUUGAUUGACGUCUGGAAGUGAUUGCAUACUUCCGUGAAUCUGAUCUCUUGGUUACCGGUUAUCACAAAACAUAAGAUAAUAAGAAUCUGAAUGCGAAGAGUUGGACCCCAUUUCAAAUAAAGUGAUUAUUUAUUCAUGAUUUCUCAUCACAAUUCAUGUAUUAUUUGAGUUUUUAAGCCG